AUCAAUGCCCUCGCUGUCACCACCUCCGGUCGACAAGCCAUCGGAUGCCACAACUGCACAAACCACUGAAGCAGAGACCAAACCUCAUGCUCAGCCUGACAGCGAUGAACCCAUCAAUUCUCUGGAUCCACAACCUAUCGACGAAUCAAAGCCCAAAUCAAACCUCGACCUCGUCAACGAAUGCGACAGUUUCCCCUACUUCCAAUCAACUCCUCAACUUUAUCUCAACCACGUCUCAACUUAUUACCAUUUACGAGUCGCCGCAUAUCCAGAAAUCACUCUCGGCUAUGUCCUGCCUUCUGUCGCUGAAGUUCUGCGUGGUCUCGAAGAAUGGGAGUUGGAUGAUGAUGAGCGAACCUUGACUCUGAAAGCCGGUGACGAUGAGCCCACCCGUAGCGCUAUCCUCGCCAGAACUACAGCAGCCAUGCGCGAGAUUGGCCAUUUCUCCAUCCUCAAAGGCUGGCGCAAUGAGCUCUAUCCGGUCUAUGGCCCUGCUCCCGCCAGAGAUUUGCUUUUCAGUAUUGAGCGUGCCGCCAGCGCGCUCUUCGGCAUUGUCACUUACGGCAUUCACAUGACUGCUUACACAAAGUCUGAAUCUGGUGAACUGAAAAUUUGGACACCACGUCGCUCAAAGACCAAGUCAACCUACCCCGGCAUGCUUGACAACACAGUCGCAGGUGGCAUGGCUACAGGAGAGAACCCUCAGAUCUGCUGCGUGCGCGAAGCCAGCGAAGAAGCUUCGUUGCCAGAAGAUCUGGUUCGUGAAAAGGCACAUUCAGCAGGCACAGUCACAUACUUCCAUAUCAGAGACUCGCGUGCCGGAGGAGAAACACGACUGUUGCAACCGGAAUGUCAAUACAUCUUCGACCUCGAGGUGCCCAGCGACGUAGAGCCAAAGCCAUCCGACGACGAGGUUGAGGAAUUCUACUUGAUGGGUGUAGAUGAGCUGAAGGAAAAACUCAAGGCUGGCGAGUUCAAGCCGAACUGUGCUGUUGUCUUGCUUGACUUCUUCAUCCGUCACGGUGUAUUGAACGCUCAGAAUGAGCCGGACUUCAUCGAGAUCGUGAGCAGGUUGCAUCGCAAGUUGGAUUUCCCUACCGCCUGAAGUCAGAGACAUGGCAUAAUUAGUUAGAUGAACAGAUGGCUGGUCCAGAUGCUCAAUCCUGUUUUCUUCAGUCGU
Messenger RNA from Aureobasidium pullulans EXF-150, 1180 nucleotides. RefSeq lists its product as uncharacterized. The coding region runs from base 5 to 1105 and encodes 366 amino acids. Gene Ontology annotation, molecular function: 8-oxo-dGDP phosphatase activity. The record is from RefSeq and is a predicted model, not a curated record. NCBI's taxonomy places the organism in Eukaryota, Fungi, Ascomycota, Dothideomycetes, Dothideales, Saccotheciaceae. The transcript has a single exon.